Molecule: messenger RNA, 1537 nt
Organism: Mycotypha africana
Lineage: Eukaryota; Fungi; Mucoromycota; Mucoromycetes; Mucorales; Mycotyphaceae
Exons: 1
Coding region: 41-1414 (457 amino acids)
Cellular component (GO): TRAPPIII protein complex
Source: RefSeq, a predicted model, not a curated record
UCCCUGUUCUCCUUCAGGCACAUUAACAUUUCAUCAGAUCAUGCAAUCGCCUCGUCCUAAUAACGGAUUUGUAGCUAAAAGCUCACAGCCUCCAGAUGACCAGCAACCACAUUUGUUGUCCUUGAAAGUAAUGCGGCUGUCCCGGCCUCAAUUAGCUUCCUCAUUACCGAUGUACUACGAAUCGCAAGGCAAAAGCUCAUCGUUAGUUGAGGGACUAAAAGAGCUCAAUAAAACAGACCUGACCGCGACCCACUCUUUUGACACGGUUGAUACUGCAAUACAAAUUCGAGAUUUCGGAUUAAGUCAGCUUUUACAACUUCCAGCAGCCUUCGGCAAUAUUUAUCUCGGCGAAAACUUCAAUACCCUAGUCUGUGUUAACAAUGAGUCUUCGUAUCCAGUGAAACAAAUGAGUAUCAAAAUCGAACUUCAAACAUCAUCACAACGAUUUCUGCUAUUUGACAAUUCAAAUGCUCCUCAAGCUAUCUUGGAGCAUAAUGCAACUUACGAUACAACUGUGUCGCAUGAAAUUAAAGAAUUGGGUGUCCAUAUUCUUGUGUGUUCAGUUCAGUACAGUACAACUAGUGAUCAAAAGCGUCAUUUUCGUAAAUUCUACAAAUUUCAAGUAUCAAAUCCCCUCGCUGUGAAAACAAAGUUGAACAGUAUGGUUGAUGGGAGAGUAUUUUUGGAGGCACAGCUCCAAAAUGUUUCAGCAGGACCAAUGUAUUUAGAACGGAUGAAAUUUGAACCAUCUGAGCAUUUUCAUUAUGAAGACCUAAAUCAUAUUGUGAAUUUAAACAAUGAAGAUAAAGAUGACUUAAAGCAAUCCACAGAUACAUCAGUAUUUAGAAACCAAUACAUUCAAUCACAAGAUAUUAGACAAUAUUUGUACAUAUUAACAGUAAAAGAUUCACAGACAAACGACAGGAUUUCAAGAACAACCAAUGCGUUAGGUAAAUUGGAUAUUGUAUGGAGAUCAAGUAUGGGAGAAAUGGGCCGACUACAGACUUCUCAGUUGACUAGAAAAGCACCUUUUUUGGAAGAUCUGGAAGUACAACCAUUUUGGUUAAUACCAGAUGAACCUGUCAAAAUAAUCGUGGAAAAGCCAUUUAAGUUAGGUCUACGGAUCAAAAACCAUUCGGACAAGAACAUGAAACUUAUUCUUAGUGCCGAUAAAACAAAGAUGGGUUCUGUACUUUUAAGUGGGCCCAACACAAAGCAAUUGGGCGAAGUCACCAUCAACCAAUAUAUAGAGACGCAAGUCGAGUUCUUUCCACUGACGCCAGGAUUACAACGAGUUGGAGGAUUGAAAGUGAUUGAUUUACUUUCAGGGUAUACGAAAGAUGUGGAUCACUUAUGUGACAUUACUGUCCUCAAACAUAGCAAUGACACGAUCGAAGCAGCAUUGUUACUAUAAACUGUUUGAAAACACAAUUUGAUUAGGAAAGUUUCACUUCAUUUCGCAUUGAUAUGCAUGUACAAUUAUCUUUUUUUCUUAAUGCAAAUAAACGAAUAAAUUUUAUUGCAUGAUUUUGGCGGA